Mesorhabditis spiculigera is the source of this 525-nucleotide messenger RNA. Lineage: Eukaryota; Metazoa; Nematoda; Chromadorea; Rhabditida; Rhabditidae. The record is from the annotation of a GenBank genome assembly.
AUGGGAGCGAGACCAACGGCGACCGAAGAGUUUAUGGAAUCCGUCCUUUCGAUCGGGUUCGUCGCUAUCAUCAUCAUCGUUUUCCUCAUCAGUUGCAAGAUCUACUGCGGAUGUCGGCGUAUCAAGAACAGAUGGAGCGGCGGCAACCCACAAAUGAAAUGCAAAGUCAACAUUGUGAAUGGAAAUGGGAACGGCAUGCCCAUGCAGCAGCCGUCGCUUGGCCCGAUGGAUCGUCUGAAGGCGCGCUUGUUGUUCGGGCCGCAACAACCACUACCGAUGCAUUCCCAGAUGCCGCCCUACAUGCCUCCUCCACCACCCGGCUAUCCCGUCCCCUACCAACAGAGCCCUCCUUACCCCACCGCACACAUCAUCCCAAUGAACCAUCAGAUGGCCGUCCAGUACCAGCAGCCCGCUCCACCAACUGCUCAAGCGCCGUUACCAACUGUUCAUGGGUACCAAAUUGACCCACGUGAUCCUCCUGCGUCUGCAUUCAUGCCGGAGAAGCCAAGCGCCUCAGUGUACAUC